Messenger RNA from Epinephelus lanceolatus (giant grouper), 2691 nucleotides. NCBI's taxonomy places the organism in Eukaryota, Metazoa, Chordata, Actinopteri, Perciformes, Serranidae. The record is from RefSeq and is a predicted model, not a curated record.
CUGUCUGAGAGUAAGAUAUAUCUUAUGCGCUGUGUAGAGCUUCUAGCUUUCUUAUUUGAAUCGUUGCUAAAACAGUUAGCUAAUUUGACUUGCUUGCUUACUUUGCCAGGUUUCUGUCUCUGCGUUCAAAGAGAUGCCAAUUCCUGCCCCGUUUCUGCUUGGAAACUUCCUGUAACCUCCUUUAGUGCACUUAGAAAUACUUAUGUCAUAUAUUUAUAUUAACACGUUUUAUUUUUGUCGAGAGAUAUGUCAUUUCUCGGAUUAAUAAUAUCUUACCUUUAUGUACUGAGCUCCCACAGUGACUCUCGACUCUUAAUUAGUGCUUUAUUAAAUGCAGGUGUGCUUAAAUCUGUAGUACGUGUGGAAAGACAGCACUAUCAAUAGGUUCGUUCGAGAUGAGCCAGUCCUGCGCAGAUUCGAUCACCGGCGAUCGGCGAACAAUGCAUGCUGGUACCCCUGACCUCUGGAGAUCCUCUUCAUCAGUGUCAAUGGAGUCAGAGGGGACUGAUUCCCCAUCAUCGGGCCCAGCGCCUGUAGCUGAGGUCUUUAAUUCCAUCCGGGAGCGCACAAUUGCAGAGAACAGCAUGGUGGUCCUGCUGCAGGGUCUGCAGGGAGAGGUGACCACAGUGGACCUGAGGAACGAGAGCACAGCGCGGGGCCGCGUAGUCAGCGUGGACGCCUUCAUGAACAUACGUCUGGAGGAUGUGCUGUACCGAGACAGACGGGGUAAGCUCACCCAGCUGCAGGACAUGUUUAUCACAGGCAGAAAUGUCCGCUACGUCCACAUCCCAGACCACAUGGACAUAAUGAAGACCAUUGAGAGCCAGCUGGCCAAGAUCCACAGAGUCCGCAACUUUGCCAGUCAUGGAGGAGGCAGAAAAGAGUUCAAGAAAACAAAAUAAAACUUGUUUUCUCUGUCGUAGAAGGAUAUGAAACUCAGUUGGUUACUGCUUGUGCAAGACCAGCCCAAAAAUACUUGGAGGCAACCAAGAAGCAGCACACUAGAUCCGCAGUUUACAACCUGAAGGGUCACAAAUGACAUUUUAAUUUCCUCUGGCCUGCUGCAGAACUGCUCACAACUCAUGUGCACACUACGGCCACAAACUGUGAUGACGGGUCACAAGUUGAAGUUUGGCAGUAUAGCCUGACCGAUACUGGAUUUUGUUUUGGGGUUGCCGUUGACAGUUAUUUUCAUUAUUAAUUAAACUGCAGAUUAUGUAAGGGGACCUAUUAUGCUUUACCUUAUUUUGUGUCUUAUAUAUAGUGUUACAUUGAAUGAUGUUCGUGUCAGAUGACCAACGUUCAAAUACUGACAGAAACGUAAAUAGAAGUAAUCACUGUGAGCAAAAACCUCAGCCUUCAGUCCGUUCUGAAUACUCUGUGUCCAACUUCUUGUUUUUUUUUUUUUUUUUACUCUGGCUACAGUAUGACGCAUCUUGCGCCAGAUUUCUUUAUAUGGUCAUCUUCUCCACACACAUUACUCCAAGUGUUUACAGUACACAGCCUACACUGCUACAGGAAGUUACAUGCUAAUGUCAGGGACCUUUUUAAUGUACUGAAACCUUUUUUCAGUACUCUUUCUUUAAUGACAAAGAUAUCAAUUUUGAACUGUCAAUCUGUCUGCUUGCUUGUGCGUGUGUGUGUGUGUGUGUGUGUGUGUGUGUGUCUGCUUGUGUCUGCUUGUCUCUCUCACUCUGUUCAGACACAGCUGAUAAAUAAACACAAUCACAAAUGGCAGUGGUGCUUUGCUAUUUCUAAAAUGAAAAAGGAAAGAAAACAGACCAGACAGACUGAAAUCAUUGGCACUACAGAGUUAGUUUUGGGUUGCCGGGAGGCUGACUGAGAUUUGCAGACAGCUUCGGGCUACCUCACAGCACUGCUGCUUCCUUUCUGAACCCAGCAGCUCCAUGGAGCUCUGUUGUCUCUUCCAUAAAGUGCUCAGAAGCCUAGAAGCUGGCCACAGAACAGCUUUCUUGUUUCGGGCCGCUUUGCAGUGCUUCCACUUCCUGUCUAAACCUGCCGUCUUCACCCAGGUGCACUCUUGGGUGCCUAUAUUGAGGACCAAUUCAUUUAACGUGAAUUGAUACCUGGUAGUAUCAACGCAAUUCGGUCAGAACCCUUAAAAAUACGGGCACCAUUAUCCAACCCUAGUCAGAAAACAUGUCCACAGAUCUUAUUCCUGCUGGAACAUGUCCAGUUGGGUUUAGAAACUUUCACUGGUGAUUUUGAAGAUGGUUCAGAGACAGAGAUACAGAGUAUGCGGAAACACUGACUGAUUAGAGCAGACUGGGCCUUUUCAGAAGAGGGGCUUAAAGAGACAGGCACUACAACAGAGCGUUGCAGACAGGGUGAACACAGGUGUUCCAACACAGGCAGUAUGAGGAAAAUCAACUGUUUUUAACCAUUAAAGCAUAUAAACAUGUUCUAGUAGAAACCUAAAAUACAAUUAUGAACCUGAAAAUGAGCAUAGUAGGUCCUCUUUAAUGUUUUGCCAACAGAAUGUCACAAAACUGUAAAGCAUGAUCGUUUUUAGUUCCCAGAGCCCACUGACAUCUUCUGAUGUCUUGUUAUAUUUGACCACAAAAACAAAAUACUGACUGAAAUACUACUGUUUUGGUACUCAAGUUUGAGGCUUAAUAACCGUUGUGUGACAUACAAACAGGUAUUGUGAAUAAAGAUGCUUAACAUUAA